UGGAUUUGGCGUUGCUCCAUGUCUAGUGUAUUUCAGGAGCCGAUUCCUGAGGUCAUGACCUAGCCACCUUCGGCCCAGCGCCCCCGCUUGCGCGGGAGUUGAACCACCGAACGGAACUUUGUACAUGAGUGGUUAGAGUGGAAAAUUGAAUGAAGAGAGAUAUAAUAUAAAAUGUAACCGUGAACAAUGGCACUGCUGAAACACUUGGGCUACAGUUUCAAAGGAACGAAGGCUUUCGCGCGAGCCAGUUGGCUAUGAAAGUCAUUCAGACUUGAAGUCGUGACGGAAAAGUUAAAGAACGGAGGAGGCUCUUUUUGAAGUCGGGUAAAAAGAGUGAAUAUGAAAGUGAUGGUGAUAUUCAUCAUCGUCGCCCCCAGCCUCAGCUGGCAGCGCCGCCACAGUGACAGCGGGAGUAGCGAGGUAGACGACUCGCGGCAAACUCAAGAAUACGACGACGACCAGCCCGACUACCGCUCCAGAAAAAAAGACAAAUCCCGCUACGAAAUCCACACGAACUCAGCCGAAUUAGAAGCCUCCAACAAAAAGUACAUCAAGCACUCCUCAAAACAUUCCCGCCGGCGUUUAAAAAAACACACCAACGACCAUUGCGAAAGCAACGAAUGCGAACAGGUAGAUCCGAACGCCGAACAACAGUCCGGCAUAAGUCCCGGUAAUCUAGUGUUUGUGCCCUACCCUUACCCUUUAGUAGUCCCACCACCGGUACCACCACCAAUGUUGGUACCUCCAGGACUUCCAACUACUGUUAGUUCUAUCACAACUUCCACUUCACCAACGAAAGAUCACGAGGCUCUUAGGGCAUUAAAUAACCAGAAAAUUGCAGAAAUCGCAGAUAAAGAAAAUUAUUGGGACCUGCUUAGGAGCUUGAAACACAGGCACGAAUUGCCUUACGUGAAGAAUGACUCCGGACCUAUGAGGAGGUACUUAUUAGAUCGGCUGCUUUCGCAUGUGAGGAAUGUGAAAGAUAUCAACUCGGUAUAGCAUUAAAACGGAAAAGAAUGAAACAUACUUACAUAUUAGGUAGGUAAUAUAACUAAUGGAACCCAGAAGCCGUCUUAACGUAGCUAUCUGCCUAAGUUACCUAGACAUGGUAAAAAUGUGUAGCUUAUAAAGCGUCUACAGUACUUUCAGUAUUUUGUAGUAGAUAACCAGUGAAUGAAUGCCUGUAAUUUUUAUACGUUUCAUACAUACCUAUUGUCUGUGUACUAUUUGAGUUUGCGGG
Leguminivora glycinivorella is the source of this 1240-nucleotide messenger RNA. RefSeq lists its product as uncharacterized. The record is from RefSeq and is a predicted model, not a curated record. The transcript has 3 exons. Lineage: Eukaryota; Metazoa; Arthropoda; Insecta; Lepidoptera; Tortricidae. Bases 340 to 999 code for a protein of 219 amino acids.